This is a messenger RNA of Seriola dumerili (greater amberjack), 2139 nucleotides long. Its product is annotated as CD81 antigen-like. The transcript has 9 exons. The coding region runs from base 147 to 863 and encodes 238 amino acids. Gene Ontology annotation, cellular component: membrane. The record is from RefSeq and is a predicted model, not a curated record. NCBI's taxonomy places the organism in Eukaryota, Metazoa, Chordata, Actinopteri, Carangiformes, Carangidae.
GUGGAUUUAGACACGCAGCAACAUUACAUUUUGGGAUCUGUGGACUGCUCGUGCGUUUUCACGGUUAUCUGCCCAAAGAGGAAAUAGUACCGAAGCCCUCUACGAAUACAGACUUCUUAAGUGCACCCGACAAACCGUUGAUCAACAUGGCACUGGAUGGAUGUGGCAUCGUCUGCAAAUAUAUCCUCAUCCUUUUCAACCUCAUCUUUGCGCUGCUGGGUUUUGCCUUCCUGGGUCUAGGCCUGUGGCUGAGGUUCAGCAAUGGCACCAGAGGCAUCUUUGGAAUGGAUAUUCCCUACACACAGACAUUUGUUUUUGGUGUGACGGUGCUGAUAGCUCUGGGUUCAGUGAUGCUCAUCGUGGUGAUGUUUGGAGACUACGGGGCCUGCAAUGAGAAAAAAUGUGCUCUGCAAGUGUUCUCUGCCCUUCUGGCCAUUCUAGCUGGAGCUGAAAUUGUUGUCGGAGUGCUUGCUUAUUCCAGGAGAUAUGAGGUUGGAGCAAACAUUGCAGAGUUCUACAAUAGCCUGUAUGGUCUGUAUAUAAACGGAGGAGAUCCAGGAAUUGGUGUCACUCUCACAUUCAUCCACAACAUGCUUCACUGCUGUGGAAUGACGGGGAUCUCGCUGGUAGAGAUAGUUAAACAGACCUGUCCUAAACCAGAUGGAUUCAUGGAGAAGCUCGUCAUGCCCAACUGUCCUGGUGUCAUCACAAACAUCUUUGACAGUAAAGCGCCACUCGUGAUGGGCAUCUUCGUUGGAACUGGAGCUCUGUUGAUUACUGCCCUGGUCUGCACCAUUAUCCUCCUGCAACAGAUCAAGAAAACCAGUCGGGACGUCGCUGCCUACUAUUCGAGUGUGUACUAAAGAAGAGGAUUCAGUUAAACCCUCCUGCCUCAUCAGUCAAGACCAUUGCUGGAAUUCAGGCUCAACCAGCAAAUCAUUGUUUACAGGCUUUCCUCUGUAUGUCAACUACUGAUGUGAUCACACUAGUAUUUGAAGUAGAAGUGUGUUCAAUUGCAUUUUUAUAUCCUGAAACAUUACAUUGAGCUCAUAAUCUGACCUGUUUUGAAACUGCAAAACAAAACCAAACAACUGCUUUGCUCAGAGAAAACAUUAAUAUUUUAUUGUGCUUUUUAAGUAUUUUUUAUUCCCUUGGUGAAAUUGAUCUUAUUCAUAAUUUGCCAUUAUUCAUCCAACUCGAAACUGUGACACUGUGUGUAGUAACCUGACGAUCAGAACAACACAUCCAUUUAAUGACAAAUUCAUUUGGGGAGAGGAUAGUACAACAACAAAUGUUCACGUGCCUGUUACACAUUUUAGCAGCUCUCUUAAUAUGCAGUGUUUUGUGACAUGAUGACAUCAGUUCUAAUACUUUUACUCAAGUUCUGUGCUUUUUAAAAAAAAAAAAAAAAAAAGUCUAUUUUCUAUUGCUUCAUGUUCAACAUUCACUGAGCCGUGACAAAUACCACCAUUUGUGUUAGGGAUGUAUGUAUGAAUACUAAAGGGAUCAUUUUCCACCUUUAAAUGGGAGUUCAUUACAUUUUAAGGUGUUGUGCUGCAUCAUCUUCACACCGGUCAUUAAGAUUGUCAGGGUUUUAAUGACUGGACGGUUAGCUUCACUUUGUUGAUACUCUUUAUUUUAUUACUGUAGAGGUGUAAAGUUAUAUUGGUACUAAAAUAAUUUUUAUUUGCUGUUGUUUUGUUAAAUGAGAAAAAAAAAAAGGCAUUCCACUUGAUUUCCUUUGUUCAUGAUGUGCGUUCAAAAGGCUGCAGGUUCUGCAGGCCUUAACUCAGUCAUCAGCUUCCGUUUGAGGCGGUUCAACUGACUUUAUGAAGAUUUCAAGCUGCUGUGGAAAGCACCUUGUCGUUAAAAACAAAUAGUUCAACUUUCAUUCCCUCAGGUUUCUGUUCCUGAUUAAGUGUCCUACUGAAAAAAAAAAAAAAAAAAAAAAGAUGCUGAAGCUGAAAGCCUUGAACUGCUUGUGCUCCUUUUCUCUCUGUAAUGUUAGUACACACUAUUACAUUGCACUAUAUUGUUUUUAAGUUCAAUUUUAGAAAUAAAUAUUCCAAUUUUUGUUUUUUGUUUUUCUUCUUCGACACCACUUGUGCACUUGUUUCCAUAAAAUAACAAAACAAAAUG